Molecule: messenger RNA, 2286 nt
Organism: Cololabis saira (Pacific saury)
Lineage: Eukaryota; Metazoa; Chordata; Actinopteri; Beloniformes; Belonidae
Exons: 3
Coding region: 136-804 (222 amino acids)
Biological process (GO): negative regulation of BMP signaling pathway
Cellular component (GO): AMPA glutamate receptor complex
Molecular function (GO): protein binding
Source: RefSeq, a predicted model, not a curated record
CACUCCUCCCGGGCUCUUUCCAAGAAGCGCAGCUUUGCAGCCAGCUGUGAAGCGGCUGCAGAUAAGAGGGAACUCCACACAUUUGGGGUUCCUAAACUAUGUACUUUUUUAAAUUCUGGACUAGAUAACUUCAGUAUGGCACAUGCUGGGAAUGCGCGCUUCUCCUUGGAGCGCAGGAGCGCACUGAUCCUGGCGCUUCUUCUCCUCUGCGCACAAGCCGCUCCUCCGGGCUUCCCGCAGGAGAACACCUGCGAGGCCAACGGCAGCAGGUACUACCUGGGGGAGUGGUACUUCCUGGACUCGGACCAUUGUACCCAGUGUGAGUGCACCGCGGAGGGCUCCGCCUGUGCGCGCACGGAGUGCAGCUCUCUGCCGGCCGCCUGCAUCCAUGUCAGCCACUACCCCACCGACUGCUGCCCCCGCUGCGAGAAGAUCGGCUGCGAGUACCGGGGGGAGGUGUACGAGCUGGGGCAGAGCUUCCAGCCAUCCGAGUGUGAGCAGUGCACCUGUGACAGUGAUGGCAUUGCCCGCUGCCUGGUUGCAGAUUGUGCCCCGCCACCGUGCGUCAACCCCGUCUACCAGCCUGGGAAAUGCUGCCCUGAAUGCAAGGACGGGCCCAACUGCUACGUUGAUGCGACACGCAGUCGAGUGAUUCCUGCAGGACAGCCCGUCUGGGUCGACUCCUGCACCCGGUGUCGCUGCCACGACGGCCAGGAUGCCGGUUACUGGGAGGGCAACCGCCUGGCCUCCUGUUCCCGCCUCAAAAACUGUACGCCCGAUCAACUGUCUUCACAGAAAAACUAGGUGUCUCUAGUCAGAGAGAACAAGCAGUUAUCACAAAAUACAUAUUCACUGACGUCUGAUCAGCUGUGUAGCCUCUGUUUCAAAGAAACGUUACUUAGGUGGGAUCAAACGUCUUUCCUAAGCUCUGCAAUGUUCUGAAGGUAAGGUACUGGCUUAACAGGCACAUCAAACCCUGAUUCUGAAAAUCUAUGCUUCUGCAGAAGACUAAAUUUGAUCCUAAAAAAGAGUGACGUUGCUCCAGAUAUUUUACAGUUUAUUUAAUUUACCGCUUCCAAAAGGUUGAUGGGAGAAGAGUACGUUUUAGGACUGAGAAAGUACUGGGCUUUUAUAAACCUCAGUCACCCAGGAGCUACUGCUUUGAUUUAAGCAGCAUAACGAAGCCAUUGAGAUUAUUAGAUGAUAAGAGGUUACAAUUGAGCUGUCACUGGUUGAUGCAGCAUUGAGACGUAUGCAGCCGGGUGAUGCAGCCUAGACCAGGAAGUGCCUGAGCAGAGCAGAAAACAAUUCUGCAACUGUCUUUUAAUUCUCAUAGUUUAAUUUCAAUGCAAAUUGAAAUAUAAUGUACAAGAGCACGGCCUUAAAUGAGUGCACUAUGGUUGUAGAUGUGGGCAAUAUUUGAACAGGGACAUUUGCUGGGGUGUUAUUGCUGUAGAGCAGGAAAGACGGUGUGGCCUUUCAUAGAAACAUGAUUUCAUGUUAUUUCCCUCCAAUUACCAUUAAAGAAUCACAGUGAAUGUUGACGUUUACGUCAAUGUUCACUUUAAGGCCACAGUUGAAGGAAUUUCAUAGAUUUAUAUACAACAUGUCUUCCUUCAAUGAUGUGUCAUAAUCCUAAUUACAAGGAAACCAGAAAUAUUCUUGGAUUUUUUUUAAAACGUGCAGUUAAGGCUGCUGCUGCAUAAACAACGCCGUCACAGCUGCCAAAAUCGUAGCCUUAAUUCUCUCAGAAAUCUUUAGUGUGUGAGGUUAAUUUUAAACUUCUACCAUUACGAGCAGCUUUUAAACCCUUUUUUAAAAUCGUAGAGAUCUCUGUGGUAUAAUUGGACAAAGAUUAUUGUCUGUAUGAUGCAGAUGCAGCUUGGUAGCAGCCAGCUGGUGUAAGCUGCUCGGGAACUGAUCCCAGCCAGGAAACGGUCCAGCACAUAAGAGACAAACCAGAUAAUAUACCUGAUAAGACAAGUAAUCAACCAGAUUUGGUGGAGUGGAUGUAUUUGUUACCCACUUUUAUUUUUUCUUUUACUAACGUAAGCUAAAAGGCCCUUCGUAACAACUAAACAUCCACAUCAUUUCCUUUUAUCUCUUGAACUGCUGUUCUCUUUUUCAAAAUGUGUAGUUAUUCCUGGGAGCGCAGCUUAGAUUUACUGACUGAAACAAAAGGGACAUUAUAUAAAGUUUCAACAUUAUGGUGUUAACAAAUCAUGUGUGAGGUGGUGCUGUCUGUGCUGCUGCUAAUAUUCCACAAUAAAUCACCUUUUUAUAUCU